This is a messenger RNA of Spodoptera litura, 1625 nucleotides long. RefSeq names its product ciliary microtubule inner protein 2B. The record is from RefSeq and is a predicted model, not a curated record. Lineage: Eukaryota; Metazoa; Arthropoda; Insecta; Lepidoptera; Noctuidae.
ACGACAGAGAUCGCUUGGUGGACAAACGCCGCGCUAAAUUCCGCCAUGGCUUAUUUUCGUAUUAUACAAUAAUAAACUGAAUAAAAAUGUGGGUAGACGUCAGUGCGCGGGAAAAACAAAAUUACAUGACGCAAACAAACGGAUCAUUUAUACCCGGGUACACCGGCCACUGUCCCAUGCUGAAGUUUCGCUUCGGAAAAUGCUACGGAGACAACACGAGACAAAUACUUCGAGAAAUACGCUCUAAGGGACUAUUCAACAAGCCAUUGGAGUACCGUCCUCGGGAUAAUUACGAGCUGAACAAUCUACCUCGUUUCGAGGAACCACAGCGGGACAUUUACGACGGCAUCAGGAACAAGCCACCAGCACACAUGACGGGGUACACUGGUUAUGUUCCCGGGAUGAAUUUUAGUUACGGGAAAUCAUAUGGACGGACAGCAGAUGACUGCAUGGCGAACUUUACAGAGAGGCAAAGGGAAUUAAGACGUAAAGCAGACUUCAAUAGAAGCUAUGUUCGCUCAAGAAGCGCGCCCAAGAUGGAAACAGUUCAUUCCAGAGAUGAAAUCCGAAGAGACUUGAACAGAUUUAGAGAGAUUAAUAAAUAUAAAGAAAACACGAUAUCGCCGGAAUUCCCACCAAUAGCGGGUUACACGGGCCACAUUCCACGAAUUAAGGGAUCUGAAGCCUCUCUAAGUCAACGAUACCACUGCGCAGCAAAACGCGGUUUGGAACUCAUCAAAAUGGAAAGAGAGAAUCGUCAAGAGUUACAAAAUGCUGACACGAAUAUUAAAGCAAUUUUGAAAGAAAAUGGAAAGAAGUAUUCUUAUUGGAACUGGGGAUAGCAUACAGGCAGAAGAAUGUUCUUCACCAAGAGACGGUGAACAUUCUUCUAUAAAAUGGAACGAACAGUAUUUACUUAGAAGAAUUAAAGCGGUUUCGAGUCAGUAUACUAGAUUUGUACAUCAUUGAAGUCAGUGUCCAUAGGCCUAUUUUUAAUGAAUAAAUAAAGAAAUUAUAUUUUAGUUAUAAGGGGAAGAAAUCAGACAUUAAAGGCGUAAACUGGGCGCUUAUAAAUGUGGCUACAAAUAAUUGAACAGUUAUUUGAACAGCAAUUUAUACGAGUAAUAUGAAGUCUGGCAUUAGGUCAUUGGUUGCCUUCCUCAUUUGAUAGAGCUGCAGAUAAUUAACGUUAGGAAGAUCAUCAUCACAUAGUUUCCGUCCAUAGCUGGACUUAGGAUAGGGGAUUUAGAUCUUCAUUCAAGUCAAUAGAAGUUUACGCUAUUGCAAAGAUUUCAAAUAGUAUGGCUGUGUGCGUGAUUAAUUUGAAAAUGCACUCGCGAUAACGCCCUAGUGAGUGCUAUCAAUAUAUUUUUUUAAAUCACAAUACUGAAUGAGGAUUCCUGAGAAAAUGUGAUAUGUUUAAGAAAUCAACAUUUAAAAUUCAUUGUCGACGGAAUAUCUAACGUUUCAACUUCAUGGCAUUUAGGUAGUGCACAAAUAGAGGAAUGCAUGCAAAGAGUAUUGUGACCAUACUUCGAAUUUGACUAUGCAUGGAGUACAAACACUGAUAUAUAGAUUUAUAUGUUCUACUGUAAACAUAAGAAAAUAUAAACUAAAUAGUUAUU